AUGUACUCGGGGAAUGCGUUCGGCUCACGCGAGGAGGAGUACGAUUAUUUGUUCAAAGUCGUUUUAAUCGGUGACUCAGGUGUUGGAAAGAGCAACCUAUUAUCCCGAUUUACUAGGAAUGAAUUCAAUUUGGAGAGUAAAAGUACGAUUGGUGUGGAGUUCGCCACCAGGUACUGGCCUCUAGAAUUGUUCUGUUACACCUAUUCAGGAGCGUUCACCAGGAGCGUUCAGUUUGGUGGCAAAACUAUAAAGGCACAAAUUUGGGAUACAGCCGGACAGGAACGUUACCGAGCCAUAACAUCCGCCUACUACCGUGGGGCAGUCGGCGCCCUCCUUGUCUACGACAUCUCCAAACAUUCUACGUACGAGAAUGUCACACAGUGGUUGCACGAAUUGCGUGAUCACUCUGAUCAGGACAUUGUUGUAAUGCUCAUCGGGAACAAGUGUGACCUACGACACCUUCGCAUGGUACCAACAGACGAAGCCCGAGAAUUCGCCAUGCGGGAGAAGUUAUUCUUCACAGAAACCUCGGCCUUGGAUGCCACCAAUGUGGACGAAGCUUUUGUGCAAGUCCUUAAAGAAAUCUACAAACUUGUGAUUGCCAACCCAUCUAGCGGCAUGAACACACUUCCCAUCAAACCUAUCCCAGGUCCUUCGGUUGAAGAUCAGCCUACAAAGAGAAGUUGCUGCUGAAGCGGCUACUACUCCAUCUGAUUCAGCCAUUUUUCCAUCCCAGAAGACCUGACUGAAUACUCCAAACAACAGUGCUUCUCCGUUCAUCCCGGCAACUGUACACACAUACUUUAUGAACUUCGGUUUCUUUUUUUUACAACAGAGCAAUUUUAUAUGUCCUGUUUACCUGACCUUGUUCCCGUCUGAUUGAACUGCUCUGCUCUGCUCUGCUCUGCCUUCGUCCCACCUUAUCACUCUCCUGUGCUCUUGUAGGCUGUGACAGAACAAAUGGGGAAUUCAAACCUAUCCUGGUGACUUGCUGUCUCUGUGUGCAUCACAGUUUAUUGGGGGCUGUCUGGGUGUUAUUCACAUCAACUCAUGCCACCCCACCUGGCCUCCCUCAUACACCUUUUAUCCGUUUCGUUGCGUCCGAAUGCGUUGAGUCGUGGCAUGCACGGAGCAAAGACUCCCGCGGAAUACUAUCUUGUUCCUGUUAUCCUUGUUACAGUGUUAUGAUUCUCCCACAGUCAGAUGCUACAAACCAAUGGGAUUAAAAGAUUACUCUGUUUGGGACACGUGCUUCUCAUCCUGUAUCCUUUUGAUAGGCAUCAAUAGAUGUUUUCAUUAUCGC
Messenger RNA from Opisthorchis viverrini, 1303 nucleotides. RefSeq lists its product as hypothetical. Gene Ontology annotation, biological process: exocytosis. The transcript is spliced from 5 exons. The record is from RefSeq and is a predicted model, not a curated record. Gene Ontology annotation, cellular component: recycling endosome. The coding region runs from base 1 to 693 and encodes 230 amino acids. Gene Ontology annotation, molecular function: GTPase activity; GTP binding. Lineage: Eukaryota; Metazoa; Platyhelminthes; Trematoda; Opisthorchiida; Opisthorchiidae.